AUGCCAAGGAAUGCGCCAUCAAUCUGCAGAGGAAGCCUCCCCCUGGCCACCGGCAGCUCCACGGCUUUCCCCCUCCCACCUCCUCUGCCUGAGACGGCUCUAGCGACUCACUCGAACCCCGUGGCUCGCAUCCUCACCCUCCUCGGGCAAUGCAACACCGUCGGUACCGUGAAGCAGGUCCAUGCCCGCAUGCUCACGGCCUCCAUCCGCAAGGAAAACAGCUUCCUCUUCAGGCUGGUGGAGCUCGGAGACCGCGCCUACGCCGCCGCCCACUUUGGGUGCAUCCCUCGCCCGGAUAGCUUCGCCUUCAACGUCAUGAUCCGUGGACUCGCCACGACCUGGGCCGACUACCCCUCGGCUUUGGAGCUCCACCUCCUCAUGGUCCGAUCAGGGGAGCGGCCUGACAAUUACACCUUCCCCUUCGUCCUCACGGCCGCCGCCAAUCUCAUGUGGCGCUUCCACGGCAGCGCCGUCCACUCCUCGGUCCUCAAGACGGGGCAUCACUCCGAGAGCCACACCCAGCACUCGCUCAUCACCAUGUACGCCAGGUGCGGCGAGAUCCAGUCCGCGAGGCAGAUAUUCGACGAAUUGUCCGACAGAGACCUGGUCUCAUGGAACUCGAUGAUAUCCGGGUAUUCCAGGAUGGGCCUCGCGAGGGACGCGGUGGAGACCUUCCGCCGGAUGAGAUCGGCUGGGUUCGAGCCGGACGACAUGACUCUUGUCAGUGUUGCGGCGGCGUGCGGCGAUCUGGGCGACUUGGCCCUCGGCCGGUGGCUCGAAGACUUGGGGGCGGCAAGAGGGGCGGACCUCAACUCCUUCCUGGGCUGCGCGCUCGUCAGCAUGUAUGGGAAAUGCGGAGAUUUGGAGUCGGCGAGGAGGGUUUUCGACCAGAUGACAAGGAAGCACCUGAUAACCUGGAACGCCAUGAUCUCAGGGCAAGUUUAUAUAUAUACCUCGCGCUACUCUCGAGACUUCCACGCGCUUUCCGACGCAUCUCCGUUAAGUGUUUAAGAACCCCCUCGACACUGAUGAUCGGACCGACUCUCCAGGUACUCGCAGAACGGUCUUUCCCACGAAGCGAUCGCGGUGUUCAAGCUGAUGCGAGACUCGGGGACAGAGCCGAACGAAGUCACGAUGGUGACCGUGCUCUCGGCGUGCGCCGCGACCGGAGACAUUGCCCUGGGGAAAUGGAUGGACGCUCGGGCGGCGGAGAAGGGCCUUCUUGGGGACGUGUACGUCGGCACGGCCCUCGUCGACAUGCACGGGAAAUGCGGCAACUUAGACCGCGCCAUCCAGAUAUUCGACAGAAUGCCUCACAGGAACGUGGUCUCGUGGAACGCCAUGAUAUCGGCGCUGGCAUUCCACGGGCGCGCGCAGGAGGCGCUCUCGCUGUUCACCCGAUUGAGGGACGAGGGGACGGUGCGACCCAACGACAUCACCUUCGUCGCGGUGCUGACGGCGUGCGUCCACGCCGGUUUGGUCGACGAAGGCCGCCGCUGGUUCAGAUCCAUGGCUCCCGUCUUCGGCGUGGCGCCGCAGAUAGAGCACUACUCCUGCAUGGUGGACCUCCUUGCGCGCGCGGCGUGUCUCGAAGAGGCCUGGGAGUUCAUCGAAACGAUGCCCGAGAAGCCCGACGCCGUCGUCCUGGGCGCGCUGCUCGCCGCCUGCCGCACUUGCAAGAAUGUCGAAGUUGGGGAGCGGGUGAUCCACCGGCUGUUGGAGCUGGAGCCAGCGAACUCCGGCAACUACGUGAUCUCCUCGAAGCUGUACGCGGGCUCCAGGAGGUGGGAGGACUCGGCGAGGAUCAGAGGCCUCAUGAGGGAGAGGGGCGUCGCGAAGACCCCCGGGUGCAGCUGGAUUCAGGUUUGCAGCGAGGUCCACGAAUUCCGCUCCGGGGAUGCCCUCCACCGCGAGUCCGCCGAGAUCCGCCGGACAAUCGACGUCCUGAGACAGGAGAUGGAGCUGCAAGGGUACGUGCCGAACGCCGAUUUGGCGUAG
Spirodela intermedia is the source of this 1998-nucleotide messenger RNA. The record is from the annotation of a GenBank genome assembly. Lineage: Eukaryota; Viridiplantae; Streptophyta; Magnoliopsida; Alismatales; Araceae.